UAUCAGCGACCGAGCAAAUUUCAAACCGUUGUACACUUAAUAACAUGUCCCAAUAACGCACUACUUGUUUGUGUAGCUUCUAUAUUCAACGUGUGAUGGGUGAAUCCUGUUCAAGUCCAUGCGAGUCGCAAAGUUUUUCUUUAUUUUGGGGCUCGGGAAGUGUUCCAUGUUGGCGGGUUAUGAUCUGUCUCGAAGAGAAGGCUCUUCGUAAAUACGACAGUCGGCAGUUGUCAUUCUUAAACGGCGAACACAAAUCCGAACACGUGUUGGACAUCAAUCCGAGAGGACAGUUGCCCGCUUUUAAACACGAUGACACUAUAUUGAAUGAAUCUUUGGGAAUUUGCCAUUACCUCGAGGACAUGUUUCCUAACAAGGGCUCAAAGUUACUACCAGACAACCAGAAGGAAAAAGCGUUGACUUUACAAAGAGUUUACGAGACUCUGACUCUUCAGAGAAAAUGGCAACAAGUCUUGUAUUAUUUGCUGUACACACCUAUUGAUGAUCAAAAUAAAGAAGUGAUGAAGAAAAACAAGACAGAAUUAAUCGAAGAACUUCGACAUUGGGAAAACUACCUUGAAAAGCACGAAGGAGAUUUCUAUCUCACUGGAAAAGAAUUUACAAUGGCGGACGCAGUUUUUUUCCCGCAGCUGGCAAUGCUUGUACGUAUGCAUCACAGUCUGGGAAAAUCAUUUCCACUGCUGAACGACUAUUACAACAGGUUGUCGUCACGUGAUUCCAUCCAGAUCACGUGGCCGCCACAUUGGAAGGAGGUUGAUGGGCAAGAUAUCUUGGGUGAAGGAUUUGACGCCAACGAUUUUGACGUCACUCGAUUUUUUGGUUAAGAACUACUUAUUAUAGGUUGAUAGGCGCUUCGCGUAGACUUUAAGGGAUUGUGUUGUCACUUUGUUUUGCGACAACUUUUAAUUGUACAUUUUAGGCGGUCAUGCUGAUUUAUAAAAGCACUGCAUGGGCUAAAACUCGUGACGGCUGAAAAUUGCCGCUCUUUAUUUAAAUUAUUAGGUAUCUUGUAUUACUAGAAUGUACUUGAUCACUCAAAUAUUUCUAGUAAAUUAAUAUUCACAUUAUAA
Messenger RNA from Xenia sp. Carnegie-2017, 1088 nucleotides. RefSeq names its product glutathione S-transferase A-like. The coding region runs from base 96 to 842 and encodes 248 amino acids. NCBI's taxonomy places the organism in Eukaryota, Metazoa, Cnidaria, Anthozoa, Malacalcyonacea, Xeniidae. Gene Ontology annotation, cellular component: cytoplasm. The transcript has 6 exons. The record is from RefSeq and is a predicted model, not a curated record. Gene Ontology annotation, molecular function: glutathione transferase activity; glutathione binding.